Mytilus trossulus (common blue mussel) is the source of this 751-nucleotide messenger RNA. RefSeq names its product collectin-12-like. Gene Ontology annotation, molecular function: signaling receptor activity. The coding region runs from base 102 to 584 and encodes 160 amino acids. The record is from RefSeq and is a predicted model, not a curated record. The transcript is spliced from 4 exons. Lineage: Eukaryota; Metazoa; Mollusca; Bivalvia; Mytilida; Mytilidae.
AGUAGGUAGUGACAGUUUUAUUCAACUAAAUAACAACAAUCUCAUCUCUAUAAUAACUUUAGUGAUUUUCCCCGACGACAGUCCAAUUGCAGUGGGAAAAAAUGUCCCUUUUUGCUAUUUUGGUUUUUAGUAUUGUAGUAUUUAGCAAUGCACUUCAAGAUACUUGCAAGGCACCCUAUCACAGAAUAGCAGAUGGCUGUUAUUACUUCAGUACAGAAACUGUGGCCAGAGAUGCUGCUGCAUAUGCAGGCUGUGUGGAGCGUGGGGGAUAUCUAGCGACCUUUGAAACUCUGGAAGAAGCAAUGUUAAUGAAAAACGAGCUUCUAAAAAGGAAUAAAGGUUUAUACUAUUAUGUUGGUGGUCGUAACCUCAACAGGAACAAUCCUGCUGGUGAUUGGAGGUGGAUAAAGAAAGGGGAAAUGUUGAAGAUGACCUACUUCAUUUUCCCUAAAGGUCAGCCCAAUGGGACACCCGAAGACCCACAGGAAUGUAUGUGUUUUGAUCCUUAUCUACAUUACAAUCUUAACGAUUUUAAUUGUGAUCAUGCUUCUGCAAGUAAGCAUGCAUAUAUUUGUGAACAAUGAACAAAAUCAAAAACAUUGCAAACUGAUUUCUUUAGUACUGAUUAUUUAAAUGAAUGAAAGUAUAUGCCAUUGACACUUGAGUGUUUGUUUUUGGUUACAACAGCCUGAAUGCGCAGUUUCUAUAAUAAAACAAGAUGAUUGAAUAAAAAACCGCUUGUUUCUUUUAA